GAUGAAUUGCGCUCUGAAAUUCACGCUGCUUUUAUCUUUAUUCUUUCUUUAUUUAACGGAAGCUAGACUGCCCCCGUUGGGAAGAUUGGAUUUUAAUGGAGAAUUUCACGGAAUGAGAGGACUAAGGGAAGAAUACGACGCGAAAGACUUUAACCUUCAACCUGAGAUGGGACAGGAAUUAAAUGAUAAACAAGUCCUAGAGUUUUUUAUUGAUCAACAUUUCCAAGAUAAUGACGACGAUUGA
This is a messenger RNA of Dimorphilus gyrociliatus, 244 nucleotides long. NCBI's taxonomy places the organism in Eukaryota, Metazoa, Annelida, Polychaeta, Dinophilidae. The record is from the annotation of a GenBank genome assembly.